This is a messenger RNA of Diospyros lotus (date-plum), 4738 nucleotides long. Its product is annotated as COP1-interactive protein 1. The transcript has 5 exons. Bases 505 to 4602 code for a protein of 1365 amino acids. The record is from RefSeq and is a predicted model, not a curated record. Lineage: Eukaryota; Viridiplantae; Streptophyta; Magnoliopsida; Ericales; Ebenaceae. Gene Ontology annotation, molecular function: actin binding.
ACCUCCUCAAGAUUGAAGCUGCAAAUGCGGGACACAUCGCUUUUACGCUCUUUGUAGCAGACAAAACUGCUUCCCCAGUUUCAUCAAUCGCUUCAUUUGCAUAACUUAAUCCAUUUUCUAUUCUAUCCAUCAGAUCACUCUCUGCUUGUUAAAGCUCACAACUCUCUCUCUCUCUCUCUCAAUUUACAUCUCGAUUUCAGAGACUUCGGGAACUAUGCACCUCUGUGUAUCAGGCAAAAAAGUUUGCAAUCAGAAGCUCUUGGAAACCAGCUUAUGGAGCAGGAAGGAAGCACGUGGAAGGCCCAACAUCCAGCUCAUGAUGGUUGUUCUAAUUAAACAUUUCAUGCUGCUGGAGACUGUUUAACGAUGGCCAUAGGGCAGAACCAAAAUGAAUUAAGGAUCUAAUGGGUUGGAGACAAUAAUAUGGAGGUAGGGAUGACCUUGUCCUGAUGCACAACUGGAGGUGAAUUCGCUGACAAGAAAAGGCCAAAUUGGUGGAUUAAUAUGACAAAGCAUCGCUGGAGAGAGUCAAUUAAGUCAUUAUUCGGAAGCCACAUAGACCCCGGAAAGGAAGAAGAGUUGAAAGGAACUAAAACAGAAGUAGAGGAUAAAGUUGAAAAGAUAGUGAAGCUUAUCAAAGAUGAAGACGAGGAUGAGAAAGUUGGAAAUGCAGUAGGAAACUUGAAGAAGGAGCCGCUCUUGGAAUUGAUAGAGGAUUUCCACAAACAAUACCAGUCUCUCUAUGCACGCUAUGAUCAUCUAACUGGAGAGUUAAGGAAAAAAGUUCAUGGCAAACACGAAAAUGAGCCGCCUUCUUCUUCCAGCUCAGACUCAGAUUCAGAUUAUUCUUCCAAGGGAAAGGGCAGUAAAAAUGGAAAAGUGGAAAAUGAGUUUCAGAAGGCAGCAGGUGACAUUAAGGACGAACUUGAAAUUGCAUCCCUAGAAGUGGCCGACUUGAAGAAGAAAUUGACAUCGACUACAGAAGAAAAGGAAACUUUAUAUUUGGAAUACCAGACAGCGUUGAACAAAAUCCAAGAAGCAGAGAAGAUGAUCGGGGCUUUAAAGACUAAUUCUGAUACAUUGGAUAUUGAGAAAUCAAAGCUUUUGCUUGAGAUUAGGGACCUAAAUCAAAGAUUGGAGGGCGCUGAUAUAUUAGCAGCUGAACAGAAUCAGAAAAUGGAAGAGAUAAUAAGAGAAAGAACUGAUCUGAUGAUAGAGAAGGAGACAACAAUGAAUAGGAUUGAAGAGGGGGAGAAAAUUAUCGAAGAAUUGAAGGUCAUGACUAAUAUGUUGAAUAAUGAGAAAACAACACUGCGGCAGGAACUCGAAGAUGUUAAAGGAAUACUCUCCAAAACAAAGGAGCAACUUGAAUCUUCGAAACUGGAUGUCGCAAAUUUAAUCCAAGCACAGAAAGCUACUGAGCAACAGAAUGAGUCUCUAUCCUCGAAAAUUGUUGAGCUUUCAGAUGAGAUUACAAGGGCACAGGAAAAAAUAAAAGAACUUGUGGCUGAAUCCAGCCAGUUGAGAGAGGAAUUGGGUGAGAGAGAGAGGGAACUUGCAGGACACGGUGAGAUGCACGAGGCUUAUAAGACAGAAACGUCAACGCAAAUGAGAGGGUUGGAGCUCCAGUUGGGUUCUUUGCACACCCAGCACAGAGAAAUGGAAAAACAGAAAGAUGAUGAACUUUCAACCCUGGUAAAGAAACUUGAAGACAAGGAGAGAGAUUCAUUGUCUCAAAUAGAAGAUGUUAAAGGAAUACUCUCCACAACGAAGGAGCAACUGGAAUCUUCGAAACUGGACGUCACAAAUUUAAUCCAAGCACAGAAAGCUACUGAGGAACAGAAUGUGUCUCUAUCCUCGAAAAUUGUUGAGCUUUCAGACGAGAUUACAAGGGCACAGGAAAAAAUAAAAGAACUUGUGACUGAAUCCAGCCAGUUGAGAGAGGAAUUGGGUGAGAGAGAGAGGGAACUUGCAGGACACGGUGAGAUGCAUGAGACUUAUAAGACAGAAACGUCAACGCAAAUGAGGGGAUUGGAGCUUCAGUUGGAUUCUUUGCACACCCAACACAGAGUGAUGGAAAAACAGAAGGAUGAUGAACUUUCCACCCUGGUAAAGAAACUGGAAGACAAGGAGAGAGAUUCAUUGUCUCAAAUAGAGGAUAUGAAGACUCAGAUCAGCAAUCUGAAAUUGGAUGUGGAAUCCUUGCGGACUCAGAAAAGUGAAUUGGAACAGAAAAUGGCACACGAAAGUAAUGAAGCAUCAGCACAAGUAAAUGACUUAAUUGGCAAGGUCAACCAAAAGCAGGAGGAGCUAGAGUCGCUAACCGGACAGAAAACUGAUCUUGAAUCUACACUGGAGAAGAAAUCUCUAGAGAUGUCACAGUACCUUGUCCAGAUAGAAACUUUGCACACCCAACACAGAGAGAUGGAAAAACAGAAGGAUGAUGAACUUUCCACCCUGGUAAAGAAACUGGAAGACAAGGAGAGAGAUUCAUUGUCUCAAAUAGAGGAUAUGAAGACUCAGAUCAGCAAUCUGAAAUUGGAUGUGGAAUCCUUGCGGACUCAGAAAAGUGAAUUGGAACGGCAAAUGGCACACGAAAGUAAUGAAGCAUCAGCUCAAGUAAAUGACUUAAUUGGCAAGGUCAACCAAAAGCAGGAGGAGCUAGAGUCGCUAACCGGACAGAAAACUGAUCUUGAAUCUACACUGGAGAAGAAAUCUCAAGAGAUGUCGCUGUACCUUGUCCAGAUAGAAACUUUGAAAGGAGAGUUGGCAAACAAGAACUCGGAUGAACAUAAGAUGCUUGAGGAGAAGGAAGGUUUAAUCACACGGGUAAAGGACCUAGAACAAGAGUUGGAUUCCUUAGGAGUCCAGAAAAGCAAUUUGGAAGAGCAGCUAAGAGGUAAAAACCAUGAGGUUGAUCAGCUGUUAGCAGAAAAACAGAAGCUGGAAGAAAGAAUUUUUGGGUUGGAAACAACAUUAACUGGCCAGGGGAGCGAACUAGCUGCACUACUCGAAAAAUAUGACCUUGCAAAUACUGAAAUGUCUGAGAAAAUUGCAACUUUGACGGCACAGAUCAAUAAUACGCAAAUGGAGGUGGAUUCAUUGCAAUCUCAGAAAAUUAAAUUGGAGUCAGAGAAUGAGAUAAAGGGUCAGGAAAUGGCACAACACCUUACUCAGAUAGAGAAUCUGAAAGAGGAGUUAGCCAGCAAGACCAUGGACGAAAAGAAAAUGAUAGAAGAAAAAGAGAGGCUAAAAGUGCAGGUGAAUGAGCUUGAAGUGCAGGUGAACUCCCUAGUCGACCAGAAAGGCAAACUAGAAGAGCAGAUAGAAAAUAAAAACCAGGAAACUGAUAGUUUGAAAGGAGAAAAUGAGGGAUUGCAAGUCAGAAUUUCUGAGAUGGAGAGGGUAUUGAAAGAGAGCGGGGAUGAGUUGCUAACUCUCCGAAAGAAACUUGAGGAUAUACUGAAUGAAUCCUCUACUCAAAUUACGGCCUUAACAAUGCAGGUUAACAGUCUACAGCAGGAGUUGGAUUCCGUCCAGUCUGAGAAAGGACAAAUGCAGUUGCAGAUUGAGAGAGGUAUUCAAGAAUCUUCAGAAAACCUGACUCAAACAGAAAAUCAGAAGAUUGAGUUAGCACAAAAGGUUGCGGAUCUGCAAAGAAUGCUGAAAGAACAGGAGGAUGCUUUCAACAAAUUCAGCGAAGAGCACAAACAACUUGAAGCUUCAUUUCAAGAAUGCAGGGAAAACCUUGAAGCGGCUGAAAGGAAGAUUCAAGAUAUGACGGAAAAACUCCGGACUACUAUUGAAUCUGAAGAAAGUAAAGCUCUUGAACUGGAUGACACAAUUGAAGAUCUGAGAAGAGAGCUCGAAAUGAAAGCAGACGAAGUAAGCACGUUGAUGGAAAAUGUCCGGACAAUUGAAGUAAAGCACCGCCUGUCGUACCAAAAACUUCGGGUAACUGAGCAGCUACUGACCGAGAAGGAAGAGAGCCACAAGAGUAAAGAAGAUAAGUUACAGGAAGAACAAAGGUUGCUCGGACAAAGGAUCGCUAUUUUGUCUGAAGCAGUGGCAAUCUACAAGCGAGCUCAAGAGAAGGUCAUGACAGACAUCUCAGAGAAAGUCAAGAACACCAUGACAGGGAUUGAUGCUCUUACCCUCAAGUUUGAAGAAGACUACGGGCACUUUGAAUCCCGUGUUUAUGAAAUCAUGAACGACCUUCAGGCCACAAAGAGCUGGUUCAAGGGGGCAAAUGGCGAGAAAGAACAAUUGAAGCAGGAGGUCAGCAACCUGGUGGAGAGCCUGCAACACAAGAAAGAACGAGAAUCAGUCCUGACAGUGAAAGUAGAAGAGUUACAGGUAAAGCUGCAGAAAGCUGAAGAGGAAAAGCAUAAUUUAAUGAAAGCCGUAAGACAUCUUGAAGAGAAGAUGGCGGACUUGGAGAAGAGGAUGAACGAGAAGGACGCAGGCAUUUUGGGCAUCGGAGAGGAGAAGAGGGAGGCCAUCAGGCAGCUCUGUAUAUGGAUCGACUAUCACCGAAGCCGAUGCGACUAUCUCAAGGAAAUUCUCUCAAAGAUGUCUGGCAGAAGGCCAAUCGCAACAUGAACUCGGCCGUAAUUGAUUUUCUUUUCAUUAUGUCUCAUUCUGAAUUUUUUUUUUCUUUCUUCUUUUUUGGUUUGCUUGUGAGUAUUACAUUUGAUUGGUUUGUUUAUCCAAAAUAAGACAGAGAGUAGUCACUAUU